Messenger RNA from Dicrocoelium dendriticum, 1329 nucleotides. NCBI's taxonomy places the organism in Eukaryota, Metazoa, Platyhelminthes, Trematoda, Plagiorchiida, Dicrocoeliidae. The record is from the annotation of a GenBank genome assembly.
AAAGGAACAUAGCAUCCGUUCUACAUCUGUACUCUAACCUUAGGCUUAUAUUCCCAUUUUCUUAUGGUUCGUCGCAAUUCGUUGGACAACGACAGGCGUACGGAGCAGUUUCGCAAGUUGUUUAUCGGUGGGCUGACACCACAAACAGACGAGGCAAUGCUGAAGGAUUUUUACUCUCAGUGGGGUGAAAUAGUUGACGUUGUUGUCAUGAAGGAUGGUGUGUCUCGCAGAUCUCGUGGAUUUGGAUUCGUUACUUAUCGGGAACCUGAGAUGGUGGAUGCGGCUCAGUCCAAUCGUCCUCACGAGAUCGAUGGUCGAGUUGUUGAGGCGAAGCGUGCUAUGCCGCGUGAAGAUUCCCAGUCGCCGGAGUCUCACAUGACCGUGAAGAAGUUGUUUGUUAGUGCUUUGAGAAAGGAUGUUACUCAAGCGGAUCUGCGCGAUUACUUCAGCAAGUAUGGCAAUAUUGUUGAUUGUGAGAUAGUGGUGUGGAAAGACAGUGGUGUGUCUCGUGGAUUUGGAUUUGUUACUUUCGACGACUACGACCCUGUAGAUAAAGCUGUUCUGUACAAGCCGCAUCUCAUUGGUGGCAGCCGAGCGGACGUCAGGAAGGCGUUGAGUAAGGAGCAGAUGAAUGAAACGAAGCACAGAGGUUUUGGACGAUAUGAGGAUGAAGGUAGCUAUGCUCCGCCAGCCCCUUACGGUUAUGGGCAAGGUUAUCGAGGUAGUUACGGUGGCAGGUCUCGUGACUUCUAUCCGCCAUUCGCAGAGGGCAGUUCCAUGUUCGACUAUGGUCCUGGUGGGUACGGUCGAAGCGGUGGUGGUGAUGUGUAUGCUGGCACGGGUUAUGGCGGUUGGGAGGAUGCAUAUCGCGACAGAGGUUGGGGCGAUGGCUUUGGUCGCUAUGGUAGCCAACAGAAUUAUGCCGGGGGCCCGAUGCGUUCUGGUGCACCAAGUGGAAGAUACCCUCGAAGCGUUCCUUACGGAGGUGGGUAUGGGCGUCGCUAACUACGUUUGAGGCAUAGAUUGGCCUUGUCAGUCUCACGUAGGCAAGUCCGUUAGUCGAAAAAUGUCCUAGUGCCUCAGGUUCUAGGCCAGCCAAGAGUCGAUAGCUGAGGACGCCAGGUACCCCGUACUUCCUCAUGUACAUACAUGGUGUUGACUUUACUGCAGUGCAAUCAGGCUAUUUUGUAAUUAUUUGCGUGUACCGUCCGGUGAGACGUCAUUGUUGACCUAGUGUAUAUCAUUCACAACGUAUCAUCGCCAGGUCAUACAGCUUUCUUUUUAUCACAGCUUGUGGCUAGCAUUGAAGUAAAUAAAAGUGUUGAAGUC